This is a messenger RNA of Scleropages formosus (Asian bonytongue), 2491 nucleotides long. Its product is annotated as fermitin family homolog 3-like. Gene Ontology annotation, cellular component: cell-substrate junction. The coding region runs from base 144 to 2075 and encodes 643 amino acids. Gene Ontology annotation, molecular function: integrin binding. The transcript has 15 exons. Lineage: Eukaryota; Metazoa; Chordata; Actinopteri; Osteoglossiformes; Osteoglossidae. The record is from RefSeq and is a predicted model, not a curated record. Gene Ontology annotation, biological process: integrin-mediated signaling pathway; regulation of cell-cell adhesion mediated by integrin; integrin activation.
GUUCAGUCCGAGAGAACGAGCACUCGAGAGGGGGAAGUGACACAGACCGAUUUGAGACACCCAGCAGAGAGAGAAACGGCAGCGACAGGGCGGGGGUCCUUCCUGAGCCUCUGAAACGAAGGACCGUGGAAUAGCCAAGAAGAAUGGCUGUGUGGGACCUGACCGUCGCCGUAGAGGAGCUGGGCCCCGAGGCGCCGCCCCUCAGCAUCAGCGUCACCUCCGACUUGCACAUCGGCGGGGUCAUCCUCAAGAUUGUGGAAAAAACACAGAUGAAGAAGGACUGGUCAGACCACGCUCUCUGGUGGGAGCAGAAGCAGCAGUGGCUCCUGCGGCCCGCCUGGACGCUGGACAAGUGCGGGAUCCACGCGGACGCGCGCCUCACCUUCACCCCCCAGCACAAGCCCCUGCGCCUGGGUCUGCCCAACGGAAUGACCGUGAGGCUGCGGGCGUGUUUCUCGGGGCCCACCUUCCGCACCGUCAUGGGCAUCUGCAAGCUGCUCAGCAUGCGUCACCCGGAGGAGCUGUCGCUCCUCCGUCCAGUGGAAGAGAAAAAGAAGAAGAAAGACAAGGAGGCACAAGAAGAGGUGUACGACCUCACUGGAGUCCCCCUAACCUCAGGUUCGGUUCCCAACCUGUACAACGGUAUGCCAGCCCACUUUGCCGACUCCCCCCAGACCGAAGCGGUGUACAAAAUGCUGUCCAUAAGCCAGCCACCACCUGCCCCUGAGGUCAUCGCUAAAAUGUACCGGCCGGCCAGCGUGGUGGACAAAGCCCAUAUCCACAGCAGGUGGCUGGACUCGUCUCGAUCCCUGAUGCAACAGGGAAUCCAAGAGAAUGACCGACUGUGGCUGCGGUUCAAAUACUACACCUUCCACGAGCUCGAGCCCAAGUAUGAUGCGGUGCGCCUGACCCAACUCUACGAACAAGCUCGAUGGGCCAUCCUGCUCGAGGACAUUGACUGCACAGAGGAGGAGAUGAUGCUAUUCGGGGCCCUACAGUACCACAUAAACAAAGUGUCCCAGUCCGAGCCCCAGGCCAUGAUGUCGUGUCCAGCGAUGGAUGACCUGGACUCUGCCUUGCAGUCGCUGGAGGUCAAAAUGGAAGGAGAGAGCAGCUCCAUGGAUAUGUUGGAAACCAUGACGACCGCUCCAGAGCUGCACGACUACUUGAAGAUAUUCCGACCGAAAAGGUUGACACUGAAAGGCUAUAAGCAGUACUGGUUUGUCUUCAAAGACGCUUCCAUCUCCUACUUCAAGAGCAAAGAGGAAGGUUUCGGAGAGCCCAUUCAGAAGAUGGACCUGAAAGGAUGUGAGGUGGCUGGUGAUGUGAACGUGGCAGGCCAGAAAUUCUGCAUCAAGCUGCUGAUUCCGAGCCCAGAGGGCAUGAACGAAGUCUACCUGCGUUGUGAGAACGAACAGCAGUACUCGCGCUGGAUGGCCGCGUGUCGCCUGGCUGCCAAGGGGAAAAGCCUGGCAGACAGCUCCUUCUCCAGUGAGGUGAAGAACAUCCAGGCUUUUCUGUCCAUGCAGCACUCCAACCCAGGGGCCGCAUCAGCCCAAAAUGAUGAAAACAUCAACACCCACAGUCUCGUCUCCCCCCGAUACCACAAGAAGUACAAGCCCAAGCAGUUAACGCCUCGCAUUCUGGAAGCGUAUCAAAACGUGGCGCAGCUCUCCCUGACAGAUGCCAUCCUACGCUUCCUGCAAAUCUGGCAGGCCCUUCCAGAUUUUGGAGUGUCAUUUUUUGUGGUGAGGUUUAAGGGUAGCCGAAAGGAUGAGGUCCUGGGCAUUGCCCCCAACCGGCUCAUCCGCAUUGACCUGGGUGUUGGAGACGUGGUGAAGACCUGGCGUUACAACAAUAUGAGACAAUGGAAUGUCAACUGGGACAUUCGACAGGUGGCCAUUGAGUUUGACGGCAAUGUGAAUAUAGCCUUCGGCUGUGUGACAGCAGACUGUAAGAUUGUGCACGAAUACAUCGGUGGCUACAUAUUCAUGUCGACCCGCAGCCGUGAGCAAAGCGACACCCUCAACGAAGAGCUCUUUCACAAACUCACUGGGGGACACGAAGCUUUGUGAGACCUGGUUGCUUCGCAAAUACUGAUCCCUGCAUCCUUUGCCAUGACAUCCACUGACUUCCUGUCAAAGUAUUUUAUUCCUUAAGACAGUAUCAGCAUCUCCAGUACCUACUCCUUUGCAGCCAUUGACUUGUUUUAUAAGGAUACUCUUUUAAAAAAAAAAAAAAACACCAAUUCAUUACUGCCUAUUCAUGACUAACAGCUUGUCACUUUCAAUGCUGGAAGAGUAACAUAUCUGAGAUAACGUGCAGUACAUCCAUAUUUGGUAAGAGAAAACCUCACACAACUGAAAGCACAUUUUUAUAAUGUAUUAGAUACCAAAUUCACUUAAAAAUAUACUCUAAUCUCUGAAUAAACAUAAAUUUGGUAAAGUGUUGAUAAUACAAGAACUAAAACUCUGAAAAGUUUGGACUGAAA